GAGAGGCCUCGAGAGGUCGUCCAUUGUCGGUCGUUGAUGCUUCAACAUGCCGUAUGUCGACCCAAUCAACCAUGGUUUGGAAUGUUUGUAAUUAUCCAUGUAGCUGGCUCAGAGCUUGCAACACAGCGAUUGGCGGCUUUUUCGGUGGACUGCACCAGGACAGGGAUUGCUCGCACAGGACCUCUGAAGCCAUCGACGUCAAUCGUGAAGCUUUUUUGGUUUCCCGAUCAUGUUGGAACUUCCUGCCGGGGCCACCAAGGAUAGAAAAAGGCAAAGUGUAUCGCCCAAGGAGGGUUUCAUGAUGCCGUUGCAACAGUGCGGCACGGCACACCGCAAGGUGAACAAUCUCUCAGCACAGCGGAGGAGCAAAAAAAAAAAGGUCAGACACGCUCCAAUGAGGAAGUCGCAGCAGCAGGGGAGGCGACGUAAUCCCAAUAUCUUUUAUCGAACAACAUUCGCUUUUGUCCUCCUCCACGGACCUACAGAUCUCAAAGGGCCAUCUAGACUCACCAUGAUCAUUGUCAUCCCGGCCCCCAAGUCGGAUUCCCGGCACGACGACGACCCAAGGGCAGUCCGAAAAUGCCGCAAAGUGGGCGCUUUUCGGACGCCACGCGGCACGAAGGAGAAACUACUGUCGAUACGAACGACACCCCCAUGCCGUGGACGAUUCCCGAGAACAUGGGGUUCCUCCCUUGUAAUGCCGCCUGCCGCCGCCCGCCGCCGCCGCCGGCAAUCCACCAGCCAGCAACAGCGAGAAACCCCCCCCCCCCAACUGGUGUCUGACGAGAAUCGAGACAUUGGUCGGGAUGUGGCCUUUCUCAUCGAUUGAAUGGAUAUGCAAAUUUCCCGGAUCGUCACACGACGACGACGACGAAGUGCGCAACGUCAUUUCCCCGACCGGCCAUGCACCUCGACGGAAUGUCCCGCCAUACGCAACAGCCCGGCGCGGUCGUUCGGCAACCUGCGCACUGCGGGUUGGCUGGCUGGCUGGCUGUGCGGCUCACGCGCAGAUGAAUAUCUCACCACCGAGUGCUGUGCGGGAGUCACAUCGCGGAACGGAGCAGACGGACGGACAGACUGGCGCGCGAAAAGAA
Messenger RNA from Dissoconium aciculare CBS 342.82, 1094 nucleotides. RefSeq lists its product as uncharacterized. Lineage: Eukaryota; Fungi; Ascomycota; Dothideomycetes; Mycosphaerellales; Dissoconiaceae. Bases 230 to 829 code for a protein of 199 amino acids. The transcript has a single exon. The record is from RefSeq and is a predicted model, not a curated record.